Messenger RNA from Rubroshorea leprosula, 2488 nucleotides. The record is from the annotation of a GenBank genome assembly. Lineage: Eukaryota; Viridiplantae; Streptophyta; Magnoliopsida; Malvales; Dipterocarpaceae.
AAGUGAGGGAGAGAAUCUUGCUCUUCUACAGCAUUUCAGAAUGUCUUCUUCUUCAACAAAUUCAUUUUCUUCUCCUCCAAUGUUCAAAGGAGAGAAUUAUGAUUUCUGGGCUAUUAGAAUGCAAGCCUUUCUCAAAGGGAAUGAUGUUUGGGAAGUCAUCGAGCAUGGUUUCCAACUUCCUUUUCCACAGGAAAACCCAACAGUGGCACAAAUGAAGAGAAACGCAGAGUAUAAGGCAGGUACAUAUAGAGCACUUUCUUUUCUGCAUAGUGCAGUGGCAAAUGAUAUUUUCCCCAAAAUUGGAUCCUGCCAAAAUGCACAAGAAGUCUGGGAAGCACUUAAAGAAGAGUAUGAGGGGAGUGCUAGAGAUAAAAGUGUGACACUAUUAGCUCUCAAACGAGAAUUUGAACCUAAAGUUGCUGCAAUUGAAGAGUCUUGUGACUUGAGCAGGCUUUCCAUUAAAGCACUCACUCGAAAAUUGCAAGCUCAUGAAAAAAGACUUACAAUGAGAUCUGACAAAAGUGUCGAAGAAGCAUUUCAAGCUAAGCACAAGGGGAAAUAUUCAUUUGCAAGUUCAGAUUGGAAGCAGGAAGCUAAUAAAGUGGAGAAAGGAGGACAAAUCAUCUUGAAAAAGACUAUUGGCACAAGCAAGUCACAAGUAUUCUCUAUUUUUAAAAAAUUUAAAGUGCUUGUUGAGAAGCAAAGCGGCUGCCAACUUAAAACCUUGAGGUCAGACAAUGGAAAGGAAUAUACUUCCAAGGAGUUUGAUGUUUUUUGUGAAGAUCAUGGUAUAAAUCAUCAAUUAACAAUGAAGUAUACACCACAGCAAAAUGGUAUUUCUGAGAGAAAAAAUAGAACAAUGAUGGGAAUGGCUAGAAGCAUGCUUUUUGAGAAAAAUUUGCCUAAGAAGUUUUGGGCAGAGGCAGUGCAUACUGCUAUUUAUUUGCUGAAUGGUCUUCCAACUAGAGCUGUUGAAGGUAAAACUCCUAUUGAGGCUUGGUUUGGACUUGAGCCUUCAGCUUAUCAUUUGAAGGAUGAUCAGAAAAUUAUUAAGGAGUCUACUUCUCAGUUAAAUGAAGACUUGAAUGUUGAACAAAGUACAACUACUACUUCUAGACACCAAAAUGCUGCUGAAACUGAUGAUGACUCACCACCUUGGAAGGUUUGCCAUAUGGAUGUGAAAUCUGCUUUUUUGAAGAAGAAAUCUAUGUUAAGCAACCAGAGGGGUUCUGAUGUUCAAGCUAUGGAACAUUCUAUGCUUGUUAUGAAGAAAGAGUUUGACAUGUCAAAUCUUGGAGAAAUGAGUCACUUUCUUGGUUUGGAAAUCAAACAAUGUGGAAAUGGAAUUUUCUUGUCACAGCAAAAAUAUGCACAGGAUAUGAUGAAGAAAUUCAAUAUGAAAUAUAGUAAGUCAAUUUCUACUCCUCUUGUUUUGAACUGUAAAAUGUCAAAAAAUGAUGGUAGUGCUUAUGUUGAUGCAUCUUGGUAUAGAAGUAUCAUUGGUAGUUUGCUUUAUCUCUCUGCUACUAGACCAGACAUUAUGUUUGCUACUAGUCUUCUAUCUAGAUUCAUGAGUUCUCCUACUCAACUUCAUUUUGCUGUUGCGAAAAAGGUGUUGAGGUAUGUGAAUGGUACUUCAGAUUAUGGACUUUGGUUUGAGAAAAUUGAUUCUGGUUCUUUGGUGGGGUACUCUGAUAGUAACUUGGCAGAGAGCAUAGAUGACGCUAGAAGCACUUCUGGUUACUUAUUUCAGUUUGGAUCAUGUGUGUUUUGCUGGAAUUCUUGUAAACAAGAAGUGGUUGCCCAAUCUACUAUUGAGGCUGAGUAUAUUUCAACUAUGGAAGCUUCAAAUCAUGCGAUAUGGUUGAGGAAAAUGCUAUCUGAUAUAGGGCAAUCUCAGUUUGAUCCUAGUUUGAUUUAUGUGGACAAUACAUCAGGUAUUGCAAUUGCUCAAAAUCCUAUGCAACACAAGAGGACUAAGCAUGUUCAUGUCAAGUAUCAUGUAAGGCAGUACAUCAAGAACAAGCAAAUUCAAUUGCUUCAUUGUAGUUCAAAUGUACAACUCGCUAAUAUUCUUACUAAGUCUUUGUCAAAACAGAGGUUCAAGAUGUUAAGAGAGCAGCUUGUACCAAACUUGCUCUCAAGGAGGAGUGUUAGUGUGUGAGAUCAAGUCUCUUAAUGUGGCAGUUACAAUUAGUUUAUUUUGCUUAGUGGUGUAGCAGUUUCUUUUGCAAUCUGUAACUUCUUUUCAUUUCAACAACUGUUAUGUAUAAGUUCCAUUUCUUUGAAACUGAUUUGUGUAUGUCUGCUGUUGUUUUUCUGUUUUUUUGCAAAUGUAUUAGACACUGUUCAUGUAUUUUAAUAGUGUUUUAUGUAUUUUCAUCAUUUCUCAAGUUUAAUCCUUGAAUUUAUGUUCAUUUUCACUUUGAGUUUUCAUCUUUACAUCAUCACUUUCAUCACAACAAAAAAAUACAAUUUAUUAGUGUUG